Messenger RNA from Apodemus sylvaticus (European woodmouse), 5180 nucleotides. It is a transcript of the gene Znf408, whose product is annotated as zinc finger protein 408. The coding region runs from base 662 to 2731 and encodes 689 amino acids. The transcript is spliced from 5 exons. The record is from RefSeq and is a predicted model, not a curated record. NCBI's taxonomy places the organism in Eukaryota, Metazoa, Chordata, Mammalia, Rodentia, Muridae.
UGCAUUUGAGGCUAGACAGCUGAACGGUCCGACUUGUUGCUAACCAAAGUUUGUGGAUUGGGUUCCGGUUUUCCAGAUGCCGGAAACUAGCGGGCCUCUGAAAUCCUAGGUUCGUAUCGCCCUCGGAUAGAGUUUUGUCUGAUAAUUACUUCCAAACUUCAAGUUCUAUGUUUCAAUGAUGCUUAACCAUCCGGAUUCUUUCUUGAGUUUUAAAUUUGGAAUUCAAGUACUGUUUCCGGGAGGAACAGGGACAAAGGAAAAAAAAUGCUAACUUCCGGGAAAGGGGAGUGGCUAGAGAAUCUCUUUUCCACGAUGACGGAGGUGGAGGAGGUGAUCUUGGGGAAGACACUGCCGCACCGUGAGUGACCUCGAUGUCUGCGACCCUCAGUCCUGGGCCACAGCGUUUUCUAGUCAACGCAUUCCCCCACAUUCCUUUUUCUCCUGAGCCAGGGAUCCUGCUCCGGUGCCCUAAGAGCCUAGACUUCCUUCCAACCUUUCAACGGCCCCAGUAGAACCUUGCUAACCCCUCGGACUCCUGGGGCAUAGCUAACCCUGUACAUCAUCUUGACUCUGUCCCCAGCCCCACGCCUUCGUGGGCCGCUCCUUUACUGCCUUCCCAUCUCCCUGCAGCCCCAGAGCCACGCCUGGGCCAGGAUUCAGGAUGGAGCCCUUCUGGAGAAGACUUUGCUCAGGGCCUCGAAGCCUUCCCGCUGGGUACGAGCCCUGCCAUACUUGCUCUAAGGAGCCUCCCCCAGGGCUUGGCCGUGGGCCCCUCACGAUCCAGGAAACAGCACUUGGGGGUCUGGUGUGUCGGAGCAGCCCUGCAGCAUGGACUGCAUUGGGGACCUCUGGAAGAGGAGGCCGUCUUGGAGAAGGGCGAAGGAGUGAAGACACCGCACGAAGAGAAUUUUCUGUUUGGUACUUUGCUAGAAGGCCGUGCUGCUUGGAGUUUUCCCCACCUUUAAGGAGGGAGGACUUCUCCUUAGCCCCGUGUGGAGCCAUAUGUACGUGGAAGCAAAGUUCAGCUUGGACCAGUUUGGUGCAGCAAGGUCAGCUGCAGAGUGAUGGAAAUGUGUCCUUGGUUCGGAUCAGCGAGCGGCUUCACCUGCAGGUGUACCAGAUUAUAUUGCCAGGCUUUGAGUUGCUACUGUACCCACAGUCUCCCCAAAGGAGUCUAAGUGUCCUGCAUCCCAAGCUAGAAGAAGAAGAAGUAGCUGUGGCAGAAGAGGAGUCUGCUACACAGGAAGAAGUAGCCACCCCACAAGAGGAUUCAGCAGAGCCUUACACAGAUCGUGGUCACAAGUUAUCCCACAGUAUCCAAGGAGACAGUAUGCUACUCUCUGAAUCUGUGGCCCAAAGCAUAGAGCAACCUUUCAAGGAUAUCAUAGAUAAACAGUGCCUACCACAGACACCGCCCGAACCUCAGGGCAGCUCGGCUGCCCAGAAAAGCCCAGAGAGCAGUGAAGCCGGUGUAUUCCCUCCCGAGGAUGCUCAGGUACAAACCUGCCCAGCCAAGAAGUUAGAUGUCCCCAGCAGUCAAUGCCUGUCUACGGCAAAGAUCUCGGAGCCCAGAGCCCAGCUCCCUGACCUGCCUGUACUCUGCAGUCCUCUGGACCCUGCAGGAAGCUCCUCAGAGCAGGGCCGGCGGCACCGGUGUGAGGAGUGUGGCAAGGCGUUCCUUCAGCUCUGCCAUCUUAAGAAGCACGCGUUUGUGCACACAGACCACAAGCCCUUCCUGUGCACCGAGUGCGGCAAAAGCUAUAGCUCUGAGGAGAGCUUCAAAGCUCACAUGCUGGCCCACCGUGGUGAGCGGCCCUUCCCUUGCUCUCAGUGUGACAAGGCUUACGGUACCCGUAGAGACCUCAGGGAGCAUCAGGUGGUCCAUUCAGGUGCCCGGCCCUUUGUGUGUGAGCAGUGUGGCAAAACCUUUGCCCGCCGACCUUCCCUGCGGCUACACCGAAAGACCCACCAGAUCUCGGAUGCCCCUUCAGCGUGCCCAUGCCCAGUGUGUGGACGGCUCCUGGCCACUCAGGGUUCCCUGCGGAACCAUAUGAGGCUCCACACUGGAGAGAAACCCUACCUGUGCCCACACUGUGGUCGAGCAUUCCGCCAGCGGGGCAACCUCCAAGGACACCUGCGGCUGCACACAGGGGAGCGCCCCUACCAGUGCCCACACUGUGCCAGUGCUUUCCCCCAGCUGCCUGAACUGCGGCGGCAUCUCAUCUCCCACACUGGAGAGGCCUACCUGUGCCCUGUGUGUGGGAAGGCCCUGAGAGACCCACAUACGCUCCGUGCUCAUGAGCGCCUACACUCAGGGGAGAGACCCUUUUGCUGCUCCCAGUGUGGCCGAGCUUACACACUGGCCACCAAGUUACGCCGCCACCUCAAGUCCCACAUGACAGACAAACCGUACCGAUGUCCCAUCUGUGACAUGGGCUAUGCUCUCCCUCAAAGUCUUAAGCGACACCAGCUCAGUCACCAGCGUGGGGGUCCAUCCAGCCCUUCUCUGCCUCCAGCUGCCUCUGAGCCCACUGUGGUGCUCCUACAGCGAGAGCCAGAACUGCUGGACACUUGUAACCGACGGGAAGUGCCCCUGGGUGCAGGGAUUGUGGAGGUCACCAUCUCUGAAAGCCAGGAGCAGCCAGCCCCCAGCCCCAGCCUGGUGCUGAUCCACAAGGCCGUGGGCUUCAGCGGCUGGGCCCAGGUAGUAGAGGUAGAAACAGGCACCUGACACCGUCUUCACCCCUCCAAGAGCUCCCUGUAUAGACUGUAAUAGCAGAUCACGUGUCGCCCAUUCCCUUUGGGUCUCUGAGAGGUGUAGGAGCCCAGCUGACUGGCUUGUUAGGGUUGGAUAGACUCAGCUGUCAAUCCACACAUCACACGCCCUCUGAAGUGCUGCUGCUUUCACAUCUGUAGGUCUUGAAAGCUAAAGGAAGCCAGGCGGUGGUGGCGCACACCUGUGAUCCCAGCACUCUGGGAGGCAGAGGCCGGUAGAUUUCUGAAUUCAAGGCCAGCCUGGUCUACAGAGUGAGUUCCAGGACAGCCAAGGCUACACAGAGAAACCCUGUCUCGAAAAAAACCAAAUCCAAAAACCACACACACACAAAAAGAAAACUAAAGGAGAUAGUGUGGGGAGAUGGGUGGGGUGGGAUUUGUGUGCUCCAUAAACAUGGCCACAGGGAAGCUAUGAGGGGUUAACACAAUUUGCAUGUGCACUCUGUGAGCCUGGACGAUGUAAGAUGUUGGGGAUGAACCCACAGGCUCACGGUGACACACCCUUGGAGUCCCAGCACUCAAGCAGGCAGAAGGAGUGCUUCAAGUCUAAGCCAGCAUGGACUCUGUAAGGGGACCUGUCUCAGGGAGGGAGGGAGAAGAGGUAACAGCCUUUACAAAGCUUGUGAUUCACUGAGCUGUGGGGAUGGGUAGGCUGGGUGUGUUAGCUCACACUGGAAUCCCUGCCUUAGAAACAUGUUGACCUGCCUGGCCACCCUUAGGAAAAAGGAAAACCAGCGGCUCUGAGUACAGAGGGACAUGUAAGUUGUUACAUGAUAGUGUGCUGUGAUCUGCCAUGGGCCUCCCCAGGGCUGACAACAGGAGCAUACUUUGACCCAGGCUUUGAGUGAACGUGCAGGUGUUGGAGUACUAUUGCUUUUUUAACCGAUUAGGCAGUGUAAAGCACUUGAACUCCUCUGCCAUGGCCUCUAGGGCUGCCCCGGGGCUGCGUUUAAAGUCGGCCUGCUCCGCCCAGGCUGAAGGAGGCUCCCCAGCGCUGGCGCUGCCCCAUCUUGGUUUGCCUGUUCUUGGUGGGUGAAUGGAUGUUCAAGAGGUGAGAAGCAGGAAUGCAGGUGUAAUUCUAAAGAGGUGGGCAGGAGACAGACGCCUUAGUGGAGUGGAGGGCACACUGAGUAACAGUGGGCAGGGAGAGGUAGGUGCUGGGCGGAGUAAAGAAAAAUCAGCAUGGCCACCUGUAAAAGAAAGGACUUUCUUGGAUGGUGGUUUCCUAAGUUAAACUAACAACGUCAUGCUGGUUUUUGUUUUUUAGUAGAUUCAGUCCUGGGGAUCUAUUAUACAGAGAACGGGCUCUCCUGCCUGAGACAUUCCCAGGCUAGCAGAUGGAAGCUGACAUCCCUUCUACUUCUUCCAUACACAGAAGACCUUUAAUAAGGCUGAGUGAGGUCAGAACAUACUUCGGAUGGCCUGGGGUUUGGGAGCGUGUUCUGCCACUUAUGGCCGAAUAGAGACCGGAGUUAAAGAGUGUCAUCUAAGAGGAGGAGAUGAGGCCUAGAAACGGUCAGGGUCACGAGGACAGUCAAUAGCAGAGUGCGGACUGAACAGAGGCUUCUGAUACCUGGCUUCAUGUUCUCAGUUCACGUGAAUGCCAAUGUCCGUUCUUGGAAAGACUGAUCGCUGGUCUUGGUUUUGAUUUGUGACAGCGUGUCAGUGUGUAUCUGUUGCCUGGAACUCACUGCGAGUCCAGGCUAGCCUUGAGUGUAUACGGAUCUCUUGCCUUAGCCCCACACCAGGUGUUGAGGUAUAAGCCACACACCUACCAAGCGAUUCUUAAUAAUUUGGUGUCUACUAAAAUGGAGUUCUUGCCAUAGGACCAAUCCUGUGGAAGCAUUGCUGGACACCUUAUAGAUUUCAUACCUGUAGGGCUAUGGAACUCCAAAUUAAAAAGUGUAGGUUGGAGCUAGAUAUUGUGGCUUGCACCUAUAACCCCAGCACCUGGUAGGCUGAGGCAGGAGAAUCAAGAGUUUAAAAUGAAUUAGUAUUGUGUAUAUGUAUGAUGUGUGUCAACGUGUGUGUGCCAGGGUACAUGUGGACAACCUUGUGGAAUCAGUUCUGUCUUUACACCUUUAUGUGGGUCUGGGGAUCAAAGUUAGGUUGACACAGUCACCUUGAUAAAGAAUCUCAAUGGGGGAUUGUCUAGAGAAGGCUGGUUUGUGGGCAUGUUGAAGGAGAGGUUAUCUCGACUGUGUUGAGGUUGAAAGGUGGGUGGCCCGAUUGCCUAGAUCGGAUCCUGAACUGUGUCAGAGCAGAUAAAGCGAACUGAAGACAAGUGCGAAUUAGCCCGCUGCUGUUGCCCGAUGAUGCCAUGUGGCCUCAAGCUCCUGAGGGGUGCCUCAGGGAUUGGACUCUAACAUGGAACUAGGAGGUAAAUAAACCCUUUCUCUCCGAAA